Molecule: messenger RNA, 339 nt
Organism: Sclerotinia sclerotiorum 1980 UF-70
Lineage: Eukaryota; Fungi; Ascomycota; Leotiomycetes; Helotiales; Sclerotiniaceae
Exons: 3
Coding region: 1-339 (112 amino acids)
Source: RefSeq, a predicted model, not a curated record
AUGUCAAAGCUAAACCCAAUGUUGGCCAUGGAUAUAACCGAACCUCGUGUUUGGGGUUGGUGCUGGGCAAGAAUGAGCUAUCGAGGGUUGAAACGCAACAUUCGAGCAGCAUUGACUGGGCUUAAAUGUGGUGACGGAAAAUUGUUACUGUGCGUGCCAUUGUGCACAAUGCCACAGGAUUUUCUUGAUAAAUUUUUUAAUUAUUUGGUCAAAUAUGCUUCCCGACCAAGAAUUUACCCAAGAUUGAGCAGCCAACAGCAGAUCGAUUCUCGAACUUCAAGCAACAUCCCGUCUCCCUUGCGCCGGGAUGAUCAUGAUCCAACGGCACUGUACAUCUAG